Molecule: messenger RNA, 555 nt
Organism: Dunckerocampus dactyliophorus (ringed pipefish)
Lineage: Eukaryota; Metazoa; Chordata; Actinopteri; Syngnathiformes; Syngnathidae
Gene: nkx2.7
Product: NK2 transcription factor related 7
Exons: 2
Coding region: 1-555 (184 amino acids)
Biological process (GO): cell differentiation; regulation of transcription by RNA polymerase II
Cellular component (GO): nucleus
Molecular function (GO): DNA-binding transcription factor activity, RNA polymerase II-specific; RNA polymerase II cis-regulatory region sequence-specific DNA binding
Source: RefSeq, a predicted model, not a curated record
AUGCAUGGGAGUCAGAGGAAGCUUUUCAACCACGACACAACAGUGGAGGGGGAGAUGAAUAAAUAUGAGACAGACAGCUCCAGCGACAGUGACAGAGGCUCCAAACGAGGUGCAGGAUCUCGCAGAAGACCACGUGUCCUCUUCUCCCGGGCCCAGGUGUCUGAGCUAGAACGCCGUUUCCACCAGCAGCGCUACCUGUCGGCCCCAGAGAGAGAGCAACUGGCCCUCGUCAUCAAGCUGACCUCAACUCAGAUCAAGAUCUGGUUCCAGAACCGCAGGUACAAGUGCAAGCGUCAAAGUCAGGACAGAACCCUGGGACUUGUACCCAAGAGGGUGCCUGUGCCGGUACUGGUACGGGAUGGCAAAGUGUGUGGAGCAGCAUCACUGCCACCUGCUUACAAUGCAACCUUUGGACAUUAUAGCAGCACCGUGGUGGGCUAUGGGAGCCAUGGUGUGUGUGGUUACGCCUAUCACAGUGUUUCUCCUGUUUCUCCUGAUGGCAACAACACUGAGGGGGCCUUCAUUUGUGCACUGGAGGGCCGCACAGGAUGGUGA